Trichoplax adhaerens is the source of this 1299-nucleotide messenger RNA. RefSeq lists its product as uncharacterized. Gene Ontology annotation, cellular component: mitochondrion; lipid droplet; plasma membrane. NCBI's taxonomy places the organism in Eukaryota, Metazoa, Placozoa, Uniplacotomia, Trichoplacea, Trichoplacidae. Gene Ontology annotation, biological process: glycolipid biosynthetic process. Bases 1 to 1299 code for a protein of 432 amino acids. The transcript has 14 exons. The record is from RefSeq and is a predicted model, not a curated record.
AUGGCUUCAGAUCGAAAAUAUGAUAUGAUUAUCUAUGGCGCUUCUGGUUUCACGGGCCAAUACGUUGUGAAAGAAUUGGCAUUAGUGCAAAAUACCAACAAAAAUCGACCUAUAAAAUGGGCUGUUGCCGGCAGAAAUCGAUCGAAAUUACAGCAAGUCGUUGAUGAAAUCGCCAAGAUAACAGGUAUCAACCUUCAGGAUAUUGAAAUUAUCAAGGCUGAUUCCAAGGAUGAAAAUUCAAUCCGAGAAAUGUGCAGUAUGACCAAAAUUGUCCUUAACUGCGUUGGCCCGUAUCGAUUCUACGGUGAAGCAGUUGUCAGAAAUGCGGUAGAGCAAGGUUGCGAUCACGUCGAUAUAUCUGGCGAGCCUAAGUUCUUAGAAGAAAUGGAAUUGAAAUAUCAUAAUAAAGCAAAAGAUGCUAACACAUACGUAGUUGGUAGUUGCGGAGCAGAUUCCAUACCUGCCGACCUGGGUGUUACCUUUACAAGAGAUAGCUUUCCUGGACAAUUAGGUGUAGUUGACUGCUAUAUAAAUCUUAAUUCCGGACCAGCGGGCACUGCCGUAAAUUUUGCGACAUGGGAGUCUGCUGUCCAUGGAUUUUCUGAUGCUAACAAAUUAAGAAAAAUGCGAAAAGAAGCUAACGCGGUAAAAUUACCCAAAACUGCAAAAUCUGUUGUACGAAGGGGUAACUAUUUCAAGUCCGAAGAAACGCAUGGUUAUGGAAUUCCAUUCAUGGGCUCUGAUCGCUCAGUAGUGCAACGAACUCUCCGCUACUUUUAUAGAGAAGAAAAUGAGCUACCUUUUCAGUGCAUGCACAGUAUUGCUAUCGCCUCUACGCUUGGUUUAUAUAAAUUCCUCUUCUACGGUUUCUUGUUCUCCAUACUGAGCGGAUAUAAAUUCGGUCGUUACCUGUUAUUAACGUUUCCUGGCCUUUUCUCUAAUGGUAUCUUUCGGCGUGGAGGACCAUCACAGAAACAGAUCGACGGAACGACAUUUUCAUUAACAUUUUAUGGUUAUGGAUUUAAGGAUAAAAAUAAAAGCUCUGAAGGUGCAACACCAGACACGCGUUUUGUAACUAAAGUCUCAGGACCAGAACCCGGCUAUGUCACAACCCCUAUUUGUAUGGUACAAGCAGCAAUUGCGAUUUUAGAGGAAAGAGAUUUGCUACCCAGCACUGGUGGCGUCUUUACACCGGGUGCAGCCUUUCGCAAAACAAAUAUUAUAAAAAAGCUAAAUGAUAGAGGGCUUAAAUUUUCAGUCAUCGAACAACCCUCGCCGUUUGAUAAAAAAAUUCGCUAG